AGUAUUAACCCAAAAUAUAAUACUUUCUGGACGAUGGGAACUGGAUAGCAAUCCUCUGUUCUGUUCUGUCUUCUCUGUUCUUACCAAAGCUUCGGUUUUUCCUUCUAUCUUCCCUUAUGCAUGCAAAACAGGGGAGCGAGCAUCUACUUCGACUCCUCCAAUGUCGCACCGCACGGCCAAUCCAAGUCCAGCAAGUACAUGCCCUCCUCAUCACCAACGGCCAUCUCCUCUUCCCACCCAACCGAUGGACGCGCACCCUCCUGUUCAAUGCGCUCAUAAGGGGCUACUCCAGCUUCGGCCAAGCUCGCAAGUGCCUCCUCCUCUUCGCUCACAUGCUCGCCCACCAAGCGCCACCCAAUGAUCUCACCUUCGCUUCCCUCGCGAAAGCUGCGGUCUCGUCGGCGGCUUCGUUAGGCGCGGCCCUUCAUGCCCAGGUGGUCAGGCGAGGCGUGUCCGGCGACCCGUUUGUCCGGGUGUCCUUCAUUCAUUUCUACGGGCGAAUUGGCGAGCUGCCCAGCGCGCGUCGGGUGUUUGAGGAAAUUCCCAAGCCGUGUGUUGUGGCGUGCAAUGCGAUGCUUGACGCGUUCGGCAAGAGUGGGGGGAUAGACUCUGCUGUGGGGCUCUUUUCUAGAAUGCCGGAGCGUGACGUGGUGUCUUGGACUAGUGUGAUUAAUGGGCUUGGUAAUAAUGGGCGUUUCAGAGACGCCCUCAAGUUUUUUCGAAACAUGAUGGUUCAUGAGGAUGUAAAGAGUGGUGUGGUGAAACCAAAUGAAGCUACGUAUGUUAGCCUUCUCUCUUCAUGUGCUAAUUUGCCUGGAGGAGGUGCACGUUACUACGGGAAGCAAAUACAUGGAUAUAUUGUCAAGAAUGAGAUUGGACCGGCAGCUUUUGUAGGGACGGCAUUGAUCGAUUUCUAUGGCAAGACAAGUUCUCUCAGAAAUGCUAUAAAAGUUUUCAAUCAAAUGGUUGUCAAGGAGAUUUGCACGUGGAAUGCACUGAUCUCCUCCCUUGCUUGUAAUGGUGAAGAGAAAAAAGCUCUUGCUAUGUUUGAGCAGAUGAAGAUGGAAGGUUUGUGCCCUAAUGGGGUAACUUUUGCUGCUGCUCUAACGAGUUGUGCACGUGGAGGAUUUGUGGACUCUGGUUUCAAAUUGUUUCAAUCUAUGGUUGAUGACUUUGGGCUGGUACCUGCAAUGGAGCACUAUGGAUGUAUGGUUGAUCUGUUGGGCAGAGCAGGACUUUUGAGGGAAGCGAUGGACUUUGUAAAGAGUAUGCCUUUCGAGCCUGAUGAUUCUGUUUUGGGGGCUCUGUUGGGUGCCUGUAAAAUUCACGGAGCUAUCGAUCUUGGAAAUGAUGUAGGGAGAAGAUUGCUUGAGAUGCAGCCACGGCACUGUGGACGAUAUGUUAUGUUAUCGAAUAUACACGCGGAGUUGAACAAAUGGACUUCUGCCGCUGAACUGAGGAAAGCAAUGGAAAGGCUCAAAAUUCGGAAAGUUCCAGCCUUUAGUCUGAUUGACUCCCACUAGGAUGUAGUGUCACUUCUACAUACUGGUUUUACUGUUUUAUCCAUUAAGAGAUCCACAGAGUUCAACUCCUUUAAACUUUUGGAUUGGGAAAGGCGAACAGAGUGUAGAUCAAUCUGACUUGUCUGAUUUUGGAAUUGUAUGAUCGACCUAUUCAGACAACAAGAAACAGCCUGUGGUAACUGCUAAGGACAUUCUGCAGCAUAUAAUGUUCUCUCGGUGUUUGAUCGAUCAGAACUUUUUAUGGAGGUGUGAAUCAUUGAAAUUUGAUUUCUCCAUCUUGGGCGAGAGCUUAUAAAAGGAACUUCGUAAAUUGCAGAAGCUUUUUCUUUAAAGCAUGAAAGCCUGUAGGAUACAGUUUGAAGCACUUCCUCCAACCGUGGGGAUCAUAGCUUUAUGAAGUUUCCAUACUGAAAAACUUUCUAAGCUGCUGGCUGUGGCACUGUUCAUUCGCAGAGGCGGAAUAGGGUGACAAGUCCUCCACUUUCAUAGCAUCAAGGUCAGAAAAGCGACUCAGAAUAAUUGAUCUUAAUCCGCAAUCAACUAUAUCUGUACAGUUUCGGAUUCUUCAGCAGAUCCUCUGUUUUUGGUGUCUGGGAAGCUAAAACAGGGAAACACAUCACUAUCAAAUGGGUUUUGGAAGGUGCAUGUGAAGACAUGAAGAUGUACAAUUGCGCCACGACUCAACUUUAUUACAACAUGGAGUAUAUCAUCUAGCUUUCAUAUAACCAGCUUGCAAAGCGACAAGGUUUAACUGAGAUGGAUCAAAAGGAUAAUGGAGAGCCUUUCUCACCUCUGCUGCCCACUAAAGAAGUUGUUUCUUCAAUUUGCACAAUGUCCCUCCCCUGCAGCACCUUGUCAAUCUGUGAAAUACGAGAAUCACCAAGUUUUGUUUAUAAAAGGCAAAUGCAAAGUCAUUACUUCUGCUAGAGUAAUCAAAUGGUUGGCAUAUAGCCAACAACUUUAGAGCUAAAUUUUCAAAUUGGUUCAGCCUAAAAGGUAGUUAGCAUUUUCGUAGACACUUUAAUUGACAAACCAAACAGCUUAGCGGGGCCAACUAAUCCAUUCAUUGGCCUAUGAAGUCUGUGGCAAGCAAAAUCCAGUUUUCCGACAUGGGUUCUGCUCCUGCACCUUUUAAACCGGAUUAGGUACCAAGCUGAUAUGGUGACUAAUUGGGACAAACGGGUUUUAUUUUAUUGUUAUUUGAAUAGUAGAGAUAGGUCAUUAGUCCUGUAUGAAAGAAGCUUCUUACAGAAUCUUGGGUUAACAUUCUCUUGGUUAAUGACUUGUUUUGACUUAACCAUGCUAUGGAGUUGGUGCACAUAUUAGUGUGAUCAAAUAGCAUGGCAGACGACUACUAAUGGUCAGCUUUUCAGUUCCAAGUGCCUGGAAUCAGUUGAGGAGUAAAGGAAGGAAAGUGCCCUGGUGUAAUUGACUGGGUUUACACCUGUUAUCCAAGCUUUAUUGGAUCACUUGGCUUGGAAUGCUUUACAGGCUUACCAAAGAAAAUAUUAUGACUUCUCAUCUUUCUAGUAGUCUCUCGUUGCCUGAUAUAGGGAUUUACAGUAGAGAUCACUCAUGCUUUGAGUGCCCUUUUGCCGUGGAAGUCUGAAAGAAACUGCCCCUAGCGUGCAUGAUUGCAGGAGGUUAGAACUUUUAAGUUUACUGGGCUGUUCAGUACUGUAAAGGUGAGACAAUCUUCAAUAAGUUGGUGUGGAAUGCAUUUGUGAGUAAAGGUUGCAGAGUUAGGAUUUUAAGUUUCAUGAUGUAACUUAGAGUAGAUCCUCGUGUACGGGGAGUCAAAUGUGAUGUUGCUUUUCGAGUAAGAAGUUUUGGUGAGUUGACUAGACGGAUUACUUUACUAGUGACUCACUGUAUCGAUACUUGGUUCUGCUGUGUAUUAGCACAAGCAUCACAGAAAAAGUAGAUAAACAUCUUAUUUCUUGAAAAUGGUAGGUUAUGCAAAACUGACCAAACAUGAGGGAUUAAAUCA
This is a messenger RNA of Syzygium oleosum, 3513 nucleotides long. Its product is annotated as putative pentatricopeptide repeat-containing protein At1g10330. The record is from RefSeq and is a predicted model, not a curated record. Gene Ontology annotation, molecular function: RNA binding; protein binding. Gene Ontology annotation, biological process: RNA modification. The transcript is spliced from 2 exons. The coding region runs from base 117 to 1523 and encodes 468 amino acids. Lineage: Eukaryota; Viridiplantae; Streptophyta; Magnoliopsida; Myrtales; Myrtaceae.